GGAAAGACGAACACAACUGAUGUAGGAUUUCUACUGGGUUGAAUUCCGCCAUAUCCUGGUAGAAAUCCAGGCAGCUUUCGUACACGAUUUCGGGCAGAUGUAUGACAUUGCCACUUUCAUCGACCCCCUCCCGUCAUAUGUCGGAAAGAGGGAUGAUUACCUCAUGAUGGCUCUGGAUUUUCCACAAGGCCAACCCUUCUCCUCGGACGAUGUGAUCCCCUAUCGCGUGGGGGGCAGGGAGUACAUGAUUCAUAUAGCGCACACACACUUCGAUUCACAUUGCCCGUGCGGACCGCCGAAAUUAUCACUAAGGAGCGCUAACACUCCGCGUGGUCGCAGACGGCAGGGCCCGGCUGCCCUCCAUGCGAUCCGGCGCCCACGUAGGCUGACGGAAGGCGGUUUGAGCCACGCGUCUUGCCCCACGUUCGCGGCGACGCUGACGUGGCAGCCCCAUCAGAUGUGGGAUUGGCAGGGGAGCGUGGGAGUUUGUGGGCGCGGACUUCGAGGCGGUUCAAACGUACCGAUGGCUUCAAUGGGAGAUGACCAGCAUCGUGCUGCCGAUUGGCUCUCAUCUAUUCGAUGUCGUUUACAGGUGAUGGUUGAUGCACUGCGAUCACAAUUGGGAGCUCGAUUUGAGGUUGGUGGGGGGGCAGCUUCAUCGGACCCGCCGUUUCAGGAAGGGAUGAGCAACAUGUUGCGGGUCAUCCGGGAGUUGGAGGAGGGGCCACCUUUCCAAUGGGAUGGUCUCAUAGAUAGUCAGCAGGACGAGACUCUGAAGCGGUGUUGCUACGACAUCUUCGAGGUGGGGCAGGAUGUGUAUGCAGCGCUGGAGGAGGAGUGGUACCUGUACUUAGAGACGGAAGAGGGGCAUGAUACUGACGCAGGCAUCAUCAGCUGUGAACACGUCAACAACGGUUAACCAACGCGCGCCGAUCAGGGGAGCAAACAAGGGGAUCGCAAGCUCGGGCGCGCGCGGAAACAACGACAGA
Molecule: messenger RNA, 989 nt
Organism: Chara braunii
Lineage: Eukaryota; Viridiplantae; Streptophyta; Charophyceae; Charales; Characeae
Source: the annotation of a GenBank genome assembly